AAAAAAUGCAUAAAGAGGCAUUACUUGUUCUUUGUUUUUUAUUUAAUUAUUCUCAUAAAAAAUCAUAGUGCAUAAUUAUUCAUAAAGGCUUCAGGCAUAGUAUUUUUUUGGCAUAGGAAUGACCAGCAUUCUUUCUUCGUUCAUAUCAGUUACAUCUACAGCAGUUGCGACCUCUAAGUGUAUGCGAUGUACAGGCUUGAAGUUCGGCCAUUGCUGCUACGGAAGAAAGCUUGAACGAGUGACCCGCGCUUACCAGAACUGUUGUUCCCAAUAUAUGUUUGGCCAAGGAGAUCAAUUGAUUUCAAUUUUGUGAUUCGGUUAUUUACAAAAUAUUGUGACAAUCUGGCAUCGUGGACUGUAAAGGAAAGGUGGAUGGGGGGAGUGGUUCAUUGCCUUUGAUAGGUGCUGCUCGACUUAAGGAUGAGUCUACAAAUUGUUGCAGUCGGAAAGGUUGUUGGUUGGUUGGAGCAUAAGUGGCAUAGGUCGUUAUAGGUGCGGUCGUAGAGCUUUGUAUGCGUCUGCAGUGAAUUUUGUCAUAUAGGUUGUUUCAAACCCGUCUUUUCUGUUUGUCUUGUUAUUCUUUAACAAACCAUUGUAUCUCUC
Messenger RNA from Phycomyces blakesleeanus NRRL 1555(-), 603 nucleotides. RefSeq lists its product as hypothetical. The record is from RefSeq and is a predicted model, not a curated record. Lineage: Eukaryota; Fungi; Mucoromycota; Mucoromycetes; Mucorales; Phycomycetaceae. Bases 119 to 313 code for a protein of 64 amino acids. The transcript is spliced from 4 exons.